This is a messenger RNA of Anopheles merus, 3319 nucleotides long. Its product is annotated as protein stoned-A. The transcript is spliced from 3 exons. The record is from RefSeq and is a predicted model, not a curated record. Bases 770 to 3319 code for a protein of 849 amino acids. Lineage: Eukaryota; Metazoa; Arthropoda; Insecta; Diptera; Culicidae.
GUUCGGGAAAGGUCCUAACACAAGACCUUGGAGAAUAUGAAGGGAAGAAAAUUCCCCUGCAAGAUCUUCGUGUGGACGUCAAAGGCUUGCCGAGAUGUCGUGUUGUUCGUGCUCUGUACCAGAUCUCAAUAUCCCAAUGAAUGUCCAGUGAGCAUCUCCAGUGAAAGGGCAUUACGUCUUCCCAAGUGGUUGAGGUUUUUUGUUUUCCUUUUGAGUUCCUUUUCUAGGCCUCAUUCUACCCAUUGGGGAAAUAGACUUGGCAGCAAAGCGGACAUCUUUUGUGAUGUAAAGUUUUGCUAUCUCCGCACACGAAUUACACCACGAUGUCAGGCUCGGAACCCUGUACGUCCAGAAUCCAUGCUCGUACGCUCUAUCUCCUUCUCGCACACUCUCGCUUUUCUCUUCGCUACGGACACAAUUGCAGCCUCAGACGCACACUUACAGUGCCCGUCGGUAGACAAACAACAUGUACGCACGCGUGUUCCUCCUCUUCCGUCCGUUCGAUACGGCUGAAUACCGUUCGCUGAGCUUCUACUCCAUUUCUUCUUCCUCUUCCUCUGGCACGAGGUAGAAUCUUUCCCGAGGAGGUCCUCUCUGAAGAGUGGGGGGAGGUUUUUCACGCUGACAGCACCUCGGAACGCAGCAUUUUCUCGCUCGUCGUUCUGGUGGCGUCAUCGCGGGAGGGAGCUUCCGUCGGCGAAACUCCUGCAAAAAACUGCAAUCCCACGAAAACAGGCGGAAACGCUUCGAUGUCUCGGUAGUUUAGAUAAUGCUUAAGCUACCCAAAGGACUGAAGAAGAAAAAGAAAGGCAAAAAGUCGAAGAAAGACCAGGAACUCUUUACCGAGGAGGAGCUCGAGCAGUACCGGCGGGAGCACCAGAACCAGUCGGCGCUCAACUCGGCGGCACCAUCGGACAGUGAGGACCAGCCGAGCGGCGGCAGCGGCGGCGGCGGCGGUGGUAUCGGCGGUGGCGGCGGCACCAGCAGUGGCAGCGGCGUAGCGCCGACCGACAAGCCCGACACCGACGAGGAAUGGUCCAAGUUUGCGGCGCUCACCAGUGGCAUUGACUCGGUGCUCAAGAAGACGCAGGGCGACCUCGACCGGAUCAAGAGCACCUCCUUCUUCCAGAAGGUCCCGACCCGGGUCGAGCAGGAGGCGAAGGAGCGCGAGGAGCGCGAGCGGCGCGAGCAGCAGGAGCGCGAGCGGGCGGCCGAGGAGGCGCGGGCCCGCGAGGAGCAGCGGGCGGCCGAGGAGCUCAUCAACGCGGUCGUCGAGCUCUCGGAGUCGGAGCCGAACUCGGAGGCGGAGGCGGAGCAGGACAUCUUCGACACCGGGUACAUCGAUGCGAUCGCGAGCGGCGAGCUGCCGAUUGCGUACGUACCGGAGUCGCCCGAGCUAGAGUCGUACGAGGGUGAGGCGGACCCGUUCGACACCUCGUACGCGGAGCGCGUGAUCAAGGGGCCGGAGGUAUCCAAGCGCGGCAAGAAGCUCGUCAGCAUCGGCUCGGCCGUUGAGGUGCUGACUGGGCGCGUGGAGAGCGUAGCCGGUGGUUCCACCAAGGGCAAUCGACCGCGGCGUGGCAUACAGAAUUUGCUGCUCGCGAGCUUCGACGAGAGUGAGCAGCAGCAGCAGCAGCAGCAGGGCCGGAGCGAAGGAGAGCCGACCGUUGGUGGAGAGGGCAGGCAGACCGAGCAGCAUUCGGGUGCAGCCGAGCCGCAGUGUUUUAGCUUGCUGGAUGACUUUACCGAUCUGCCAGCGGACGUACCGAUCGAUUUGAGCGUUUCGCUACACCUGACACUACAGAAGCAGCAGCAGGAAGAGGUAGUAGCAUCGGCACCGGAGGGCAACGGAGCAGCUCCGGAGCUCGAUCUAGACGAGUUUGACGAGCUCAAGAAGCGCUCACCAGUCCUAGCGGGAGGUGACGACUUUGAGCUACUAAUUGGAGACGCUGGUUCAAAGGCAGCAGCGAGCGCCGACCUACCGGUCGUCGAUCUAGACGAGUUCGAGCCGGCCGCAGUAGACGACCCGUUCGAUACCGGGUUCGUGGAGCGCAUCCUACCGGCGACCGCCGUCGAGGACGACGAGUUUGACCCGCGGGCGGAAGAGCCACCGCUCCCCGAGGACGACUUUGACUUUGAUCCGCGAGCGGCCGAGCGUGAGUGCAAGCGUCCCAGCACUCCGGACCUCUUCUCGGUCGAUCAGCCGCACGGUUCGCUGCCGGUACGGCCCGACCCGCCGGCCAAGGACCUACUGUCCGGCAGCAGCACCGACCUAGCCGGUAUCGCCCACGCGCCCCUUGAGUGUACGGCUGGGGGUAGUGGAACAGCUCCACCCGCGACCGUCGAUCCGUUCGACACCUCGGACGUCGAGUUUAUCGUAGCGCCGGGCCGCACCGAGCUCAAGUUCCUCGAGCAGGAGCUCCUGACCGACGGGCGGCCGGCCGGGCUGAGCCACUCGCUCAGCGAUCCGGACUUUGAUCCGCGCGCGGACAGUGCGGAGCAGCAGCACACCGCCGAGGAGGAGCAUCGGACGGAGGAGGACUUCCAGUCGCUCGCGCAGCGCAAGUCCUCCCUCAGCCUGCACAUCGCGAACGGAGCUGCCCUCACCGGUGGUGCGAAUCGCAGCAAGUCGGUCGUGUUUGCCGUGCCGACGCCCGACCUGCUCAAGCUCGACGGGGAGCAGUCGCUCGCGAAGAAGCCACUCACGCCGUACUACAACCGAGAGCCGUCGCUGCCGGACGCGGACGUCGACCCGUUCGACACCUCGUUCGUGCCGUCGGUCGCUCCCACCCAGCUCGAGCUCAGCCUGCUCGAGCGGGAGCUGAACGGAGCGUCGCUCAACCGGAGCUUGUCCGAUCCGGAGUUUGAUCCGCGGGCCAGUCCACCAGCCGCUGCGGCAGCCGCUACGUCCGGAGCUGAUCUGCUCGGCGUGAGCGAGGGCGAACUACAUCUGCAGAAGGUGCUGACGCCUGCGCGCGGCAGUGCGGCAGCGGUCGAGGCGGACCCGUUCGACACGUCCAUUGCGGUGAACCUGCAGCCGGGCCGGGCGGAGCUGAAGCUGCUCGAGGACGAGCUGAUCCCGCCCGUCGCUGCGGAGUGCGCCGGUGCCGUGCCCGACAUCCUCUCGGACGGGGCGCCCGAGGCGAGCUCGGUCUUCGUGAAGGUGCUGACGCCGCAGGCGAGCAGCGGUUCGCUCGAUCUCGCCGGUGGUCCGGAGCAGAAGGAGAUCGACCCGUUCGAUACGUCGUUCGUGCCGAGCCUGGGACCGGGCCGGGCGGAAAUUAAGCUGCUCGAGAGCGAGCUGAUCGACCAGCACUAA